This is a messenger RNA of Aspergillus melleus, 525 nucleotides long. RefSeq lists its product as uncharacterized. The record is from RefSeq and is a predicted model, not a curated record. NCBI's taxonomy places the organism in Eukaryota, Fungi, Ascomycota, Eurotiomycetes, Eurotiales, Aspergillaceae. Bases 1 to 525 code for a protein of 174 amino acids. Gene Ontology annotation, molecular function: alcohol dehydrogenase (NAD+) activity; metal ion binding. The transcript is spliced from 2 exons. Gene Ontology annotation, cellular component: mitochondrion.
AUGGUCACACCCUCAAUCCGCGUGGGCCCUUCGGCCGCCAACAGAGCUCUCAACCUCCUACGCACCGUCCAAUACACGCAUCCUCCCUCGUGUCCCUGCCAUUCGAAUCCCAACCACCACCACCAUCAUCGCUCCCCAACCCUCGCCGACCAUGUUCGCCGCCACAUGGCCACUCCCACCGACCCCUCGCGCCAGAAGGAAUACGCCUUCGAGAUGGCCGCCUCCAGCAUCCGGUUCGGGCCGGGCGCGACGAAGGAGGUGGGGAUGGAUUUCGCCAACAUGAAGGCCAAGCGCGUCUGCGUGGUCACGGACAGCACCGUGGUGAAACUGGACGCGAUGAAACAGGCCGUUGAGGGUUUGUCGCGCGAGGGUAUCGAGUUUACUGUGUUUGAUAAGGUUCGCAUUGAGCCGAAGGAUUAUUCGGUUAUGGAAGCAAUUGAAUUUGCUAAACCGUAUAAUCCGGAUGCGUUCCUUGCUGUUGGUGCGUUAUUCCUUCCCAAUCACCGGGACGUGAACAUUGACUGA